UCAAUAUCGCAAUCCUGCCUAUAUUUGUCUAAGUCCUGACUCUCUGCUGCCUAUUAGGGUUUUUGGUGCCGCGCCUCUCUCCUCGUUUAAUUCAAUCAUGGCGGAGCAGACUGAGAAGGCUUUUUUGAAGCAGCCUGGUGUUUUUCUAAGCUCAAAGAAGACUGGUAAGGGAAAGAGGCCAGGAAAGGGAGGGAAUCGAUACUUUAAGAGCAUUGGCUUAGGCUUCAAGACUCCUCGUGAGGCUACUGAAGGUACUUACAUUGACAAGAAAUGCCCAUUCACUGGCAAUGUUUCCAUCCGAGGUCGUAUCCUUGCUGGUGCAUGCCACAGUGCUAAGAUGAACAGAACCAUCAUUGUUCGACGGAAUUACCUACAUUAUGUCAAGAAGUACCAGAGAUAUGAGAAGAGGCACUCCAAUAUUCCAGCUCACAUAUCACCAUGCUUCCGUGUGAAAGAGGGUGAUCAUGUUAUUAUUGGACAGUGCAGGCCUUUGUCCAAAACCGUGAGGUUCAAUGUCUUGAAGGUGGUUCCAGCUGGGUCUGCUGGUGGUGGGAAAAAAGCUUUUACCGGAAUGUGAGCUUGGUGCUUCCAUUUUAGUUGUUACUUCUAGGGAUGAUGUUGAGACUUUUAUGCUUUCUCUGCUUCAUUAAUUUUCCUUCGAGCUUCAAAUUUUGAAACUUAAUGCUAGCAAGUUUUGUUAAAGCCUAUGUACUGGGUUGUAAGAUGUUUGUGAUUGAACGCCUUUUAAGAAAAGGAUGUUUGGUGAUUGAA
Lycium barbarum (goji berry) is the source of this 771-nucleotide messenger RNA. RefSeq names its product small ribosomal subunit protein uS17-like. The transcript is spliced from 6 exons. Gene Ontology annotation, cellular component: ribosome; cytosolic small ribosomal subunit. The record is from RefSeq and is a predicted model, not a curated record. Gene Ontology annotation, molecular function: structural constituent of ribosome. Gene Ontology annotation, biological process: translation. Lineage: Eukaryota; Viridiplantae; Streptophyta; Magnoliopsida; Solanales; Solanaceae. Bases 98 to 577 code for a protein of 159 amino acids.